AUGGAGUUAGUUUCCAAACAUAGCCAAAAAUUCACCCUACAAAAUUUUCACAACUUUUCAAUAUUAGAACAUCUCAAGUUCUUAGUAAUUUUACUCUUUGCUUCAUUUGAAUCAUUUCUUAUUUUCCUAAAAUAUGACAUAUUUUUCCAUAUUAUUAUUCUAACUAUAUCCAUAUUUUCAUACAUUAUAGCUUAUUAUUUUCAUUCAAAACCUCCUAACAUAUAUCUAGUAGAAUUUUCAUGUUAUAAACCUCCAAAUUAUUGUAGAAUCCCACUUUCUUCAUUUAUAGAACAUGUUCAUUUAAUCAACUAUUUUGACAAAGAAAGCGCGGAAUUUAUGUCCAAGAUCCUUAAUUCUUCGGGCCAAGGCCCAGAGACUUAUCUCCCACCACCUUUGCAUUACAUUCCUCCUAGGCCCGUCCACUACGACGCCAUUGAAGAGGCUAAAAUGGUCAUUUUUCCUAUGAUGGAGGAUCUUCUACUAAAGCCCAAUCUCUCUUCUCUUGACAUUGACAUUCUUAUUGUUAAUUGUAGUGGGUUUUGUCCUUCUCCUAGUUUAACAUCAUUAGUUGUUAACAAGUUCAAACUUAGGCCCAAUAUUAAGAGCUUUAAUCUCUCUGGAAUGGGCUGUAGUGCUAGUAUGAUUGCUUUGGGCCUGGCCCAAAACUUGCUCUUGGUCCAUCGAGAGUCGAAUGCAGUUAUUUUGAGUACUGAGAUCCUAACUACGGGUUGGUAUUCGGGUAAUGAACGGCCCAAAUUGGUACUAAACUGCCUCUUCCGAAUGGGCGGGGCAGCCAUUUUGUUGUCGAAUCGAAAACAGGCCCGGAAUAAGUCCAAAUACCAAGUUAUUUGGACUUCAAGGGCCCAACAAGCUGUUUACGAUUGGGCCUAUAAGUCAGCAUUUCGAGAAGAGGAUUCUAAUGGGCUUACUGGGGUUACUCUUAAUAAGGACAUCUUAGAAGCUGCCUCGGAUAUGAUUCAGGCCCAAUUAAUCGCUCUCGGAUCCUUUAUGUUGCCUACUUGGGAGAAGUUAAAGUUUGUUACAUCUAUUGUCAAGAAGAAAUAUUGGAAGAUAUCAGCUGAGAUUUACGUGCCAGAUUUUCAGACGAUCAUUCGACAUUUUUGCUUGCCAGUAUCCGGGAAGCCGGUGAUACGGGAGAUAGGAAAAGGGCUGAGAUUGGGGGAUAGAGAAAUGGAGGCAGCUUUGGCUACAUUGCAUAGAUUCGGAAACCAAUCUUCUUCUUCUUUGUGGUAUGAAUUGGCUUAUAUAGAAGCUAAGGAGAGAGUGAAGAAAAGGGAGAGAGUUUGGAUGCUUGGGAUGGGAAGUGGGCCUAAGUGUACUAGUAUAGUAUUAGAAUGUAUUAAGCCCAUUGUUGGUGAGUCCAAGAAGGGCCCAUGGGCUGGAUCCAUAUAUAAGUAUCCAGCUUUAGCAUUUAAUAGUUGAAAGAAUUAUGUUGACACUUCUAUUGCCUCUCUUGAGAGUUCAGACAUCAGCACAUCAGUAUACUACAGUUUUUAAAAUGUGCUGUACUCAUAGAACAAUG
Molecule: messenger RNA, 1543 nt
Organism: Chenopodium quinoa (quinoa)
Lineage: Eukaryota; Viridiplantae; Streptophyta; Magnoliopsida; Caryophyllales; Amaranthaceae
Product: 3-ketoacyl-CoA synthase 5-like
Exons: 1
Coding region: 1-1443 (480 amino acids)
Biological process (GO): fatty acid biosynthetic process
Cellular component (GO): membrane
Molecular function (GO): acyltransferase activity, transferring groups other than amino-acyl groups
Source: RefSeq, a predicted model, not a curated record